Drosophila subobscura is the source of this 3614-nucleotide messenger RNA. It is a transcript of the gene Tmtc2, whose product is annotated as protein O-mannosyl-transferase TMTC2. NCBI's taxonomy places the organism in Eukaryota, Metazoa, Arthropoda, Insecta, Diptera, Drosophilidae. The coding region runs from base 257 to 3142 and encodes 961 amino acids. Gene Ontology annotation, molecular function: protein binding; mannosyltransferase activity. The transcript is spliced from 10 exons. The record is from RefSeq and is a predicted model, not a curated record. Gene Ontology annotation, cellular component: endoplasmic reticulum membrane. Gene Ontology annotation, biological process: protein O-linked glycosylation via mannose.
AAACAAAAGCACACACACACACAGCACACACACACAGACGUGUGUGUGAGAAAGAAAAUCACAUAAAAUGCAACUAAAUCUGCAGCACGGCAACAACAAGGACAACAAGGACACAACAAAACACUUGGAUACAUAAAAUAUUGAAGCUAAGUGAAAGCAAAGGCAAUUGCAAUUCAUAAGCAAACUCUUGUCAAGUCCGAGAGAGAGCAGGAGCAGGAGCAGAAGCAGGAGCAGGAGCCUCCUCCCACAUCCUCUAAUGGAGCUGCCUCCUUGGCUGCUGCCGGCCAAGGAGCUGGUGGCCGGCGAGGCCUGGCUGAGGCUGCGGCUGAGGUUGCAUAAAUCAAACAUGGACUACACGUGUCUCUUCUGCUGCAGCCUGGCGUUUGCCCUCUAUCUGAACACCCUCAAUGCUGGCUUCGUCUAUGAUGACAGACGCGCUAUCCUCGGCAAUGCGGAUGUCUCGGGCAGUGGGCCCUGGCAACGUAGCUUCGGGAAUGACUUCUGGGGCACCCCGCUGACGGACAGCGGCUCCCAUGGCUCCUGGCGUCCCCUGUGCGUGCUCAGCUUCCGGCUCAACUACUUCCUUGGCGGCGGCUUUGCGCCGUGGGGCUUCCACCUGGUCAACAAUCUGCUGCAUUGCGUUGCCACAGCCCUCGUGGUGCGCGUGGCACGCACUCUGCUCGCCUCCGUUUGGGCAGUGCUGGCCGCGGGCGCUUUGUUCGCCGCCCAUCCCAUUCACACGGAGGCCGUGGCCGGUGUGGUGGGGCGUGCGGAUGUGGCCGCGUGUGUCUGCUAUCUGCUGACGUAUCUCAGCUAUCUGCGGCACAUGCGCUGGCGUGAGUCUGGAGAUCCACGUCAGUGGCUGGCACUGGCUGUCACGCUGAUCGUCGCACUGGCAGGACUCCUGUGCAAGGAGACAGCCAUCACGGUGCUGCUGGUGUGCGCUCUCAUCGAUGUAGUGCGGGGUGUCACGGGACACGUGGAUAAGCAACGCCUUCGCUCUGUGUGCAUUGUCCUCGGAGCGCUCUUCUGCAGCGCCUACUGCCGUCUGGUCAUCGUGCCUGGACCACAGACGGCCUUCUCCAGCGCUGACAAUCCCAUUUCCCGCACACCCUCCACCUGGACGCGUCUCCUCACGUUUCUCUAUCUGCCGGUGUUCAAUUUUCGCCUGAUGCUGCAGCCGCAAGUCCUCAGCUUCGACUGGGGCAUGGAUGCACUGCCGCGUGUCACCUCGCUGUGGGAUCGCCGCAAUGCGCAGUCCGCCUGCUUCUACUCCGUGCUGCUGGGCGUGGCGUGGCGCAGCUGUCGGCAGUUGUUCAGCAAGGAAGUGGCGGGAGGAGUGCCAGCGGCAGUGGCGCCAUUCCCGCAGUAUCACAUCCAAAAGGUCUCCGCUGGUCGCAAGUCCCGCUCCAAGCGCAAGCGACUGGCGGCCAGCAGCAAGUACCAAGCCUUUGAGGCAACGGCCGCAUCUGCCUAUGCGCCGAUACAUCAGGAGACGUCGCUGCCGGCUUUUGCCAGCGCCAAGCAGCCGUGCAGCAGCAGCAGCAGGGACUGCAACAACAACAGCAGCAGCAGCAGCGGCGCCUAUCCGCAUCCACAUCCGCAUCACCUCGUGUCUUCCGCCUUUCGCGGCUCCCGGAGCAGCAGCAGCUGCAGCAACAGCACAACCUCCAGCAACAAGAGCUCCGGCAGCAGCAGCAGCAGCUCCAGCUCCAGCUCCAGCAGCUCCUCCUCAAGCUCCAGUUCGAGCUCAAGCUCGAGCUCCCUGCUGCCCUGUUGCUCCUCCGAGUAUCUGCUUGGGGGCAUGUCUCCAAAGAGUCGCCAUGCCUGCAUUAUGCUCAUGUCCUGCUCCUUCCUUGCGUUGCCCUUCCUGCCCGCCAGCAAUCUCUUCUUCUAUGUGGGCUUCGUGGUGGCCGAGCGGCUGCUGUACCUCCCCUCCGUCGGCUUCUGCCUGCUGGUGGGCUACGGGGUGUCCCGUCUCAUGGCCUCCACGCAGCGCGCACGCUGCACUCUGGUGCUGUGCCUCAGCGUGUGCCUGCUGGCCGCCCUCAGCCUGAGGACGGUGCGCCGCAAUGCCGACUGGCGGGACGAGGAGAGCCUAUACAGGAGCGCAAUUGCCGUGAAUCCGCCAAAGGCAUUGGGCAAUCUGGGCAGCGUGCUCAGCUCUCAGGGUCGCUACGAGGAGGCCAAACAAGUGCUGCAGGAGGCCAUUCGAUACAGGCCCAACAUGGCGGACGUGCACUUUAAUCUCGGCAUUCUGCAUCAGAACCAGCAGGACUAUGCGGCAGCUGUUGAGUGCUUUCAGCGUGCUAUUAAAUUCAGGCCAAAUCUGGCAGUGGCGUACCUCAAUCUGGGCAUAUCAUUCAUUGCGCUCGGCAAGCGCCAGCAGGCCAUGGAGAUCCUUCAAGCAGGCGCCACGCUGGACGGGGCCACGGUCCGCGAUCGUUGGGCCCACGAUCAGGCGCGCAGUUCGGCGUAUCUCCAGCUGGGCGCACUCUAUGUGGAGCAGGGCAAGCUCCAGCGUGCUUUGGCUCUGUACCGCGAGGCGCUCUCUUCGCUGCCGGGACUUCCGCAGCAGCGGGAGGUGCUCUAUCAGCGCAUUGGCGAUGUCCUCGGACGCCUGCAGCAGUGGGACGAGGCGGAGCGGCAUCAUCGAGCGGCGCUCGAGCUGCAACCCAAUCAAGUGGCGGCACAUCUCUCCUACGGCAUCACGCUGGCCCGAAACAGCAGCCGCUCGGCGGAGGCUGAGAUGUGGUUCAAGCGUGCCCUAAAACUGGCGCCCGAUCAGGCCAGCGUCUACCAUCAUUACGCUGAAUUUUUGUCGCUGCAAUCGCGACACCACGAGUCCGCUGUCUAUCAUCGUAGAGCCGCAGAGCUGGCGCCCACGGACUAUGCUCUGGUGGUGGCAGCGGCGACAGCCAUGCGGCUGCUGGAUCGCAAAGUGGAGGCAGAGAUUUGGUACAGAAAGGCGGUGGCCCUUCGGCCGGAUGAUGCCCACGCCCACACCAAUCUGGGCGCCAUUCUGCAUCUGCUGGGACGCACCACACAUGCGGCGGCCAGCUACAAGGCAGCGCUGCGACUGCAGCCCGGAGACGCCAUCACGCUGGGGAAUCUGGCCAAGCUGGGCGUGACGAAUGUUUAGCAAGUGCAAGAGAGAGAGAUAUUGUGCAGAUAUUUUUAUAUGGAGUGGAACAGAACGGCAGCGAUAGACAACUCUACAGAAUUUAUACAAAGGACUUCGAUACAUAUGUAAAUCAUUUAGCAAAAAGGAGCAGCAGCUGGAGCCAAGAGCCAAGAGCGAAGAGUGUAAAUAACCCAAAAGCAGCGACCAAAGAAUGUCACAAGAGAAGAGGAAGGAGAUGGCGAUGCAGAGUGCAGAUGGAGAAGCUACAGAGAGAACAAUAAUUAAAAUAUCUAAUUGCUAAGAUCAAGAAACUGUAUAGAGAAUGCAGCAUAGAAGCUACAAAACGAAUACUGGCAUUGGAACGACAAUUGGGUAAUGGGUCAUACGACUAAAUGUCCUUAAAAAAACAUACGAAGUAUAAAUAUAUUUAUCCCCCGUGUAAAUUAAAUGUAAAUAAUGAGAAAAAACGAAGAAAACCCCAAGGCACAAA